AUGCCAAUCCAGUUCAUGGUCGCAACAGAGGAGAGCAUCACGAAGGCCAAGAAACUUAUUCAAGAGUCCUUGAUCCGGGCGGUCUCGGUACCAGCACUGAAUAAGUGGACGAAGGUGUUCCCGUGCACUGGGGCAGUGACUCUUUUGGCUCACUUUCAUGGUUUGGCUAUUGAAGGCUUUAAGUCCAUGUUCGGUGCGCUCUCUGAGCAGGAAGAAUCCCAAUCUGAUGACCGUGACGAGGAUCGUGCGCUCGAGGUGCCGGUGAACGAAAUCAAGAAGUGGAGGAAAUUGGCACGGAAACGAAACAAGAAAGCCAUGAUGUUUCUGACAGACAAGGAAUGUGGUUUCGUGAACAUGGUGUGGGUGCAUAUUGCCUCUCCCGUCAUGACUCUUCAUUGGUCAUUGUUUCGGAAUGCUACAUGGUUUAGUGAUAGACCAGAUCCGGACAUUGAGGAACAUGCGAAGAGUAAGACCCAUCAAAUCGCCGCAUUCUGUGAGCCGGUCGAUAAUCCAGCCUUGCGAGUCGUCGAGGAGCUAAUGAAGCUUUUGCUCCGUCCGGACGAAAGCCUCCCCACCAUGGGAUUUUUCUAUGGUCGCUUCGACACUUGGUCGCAGCCCCGCAAGCGAGCCUUUCGGUUGGCCGUCUUGGUGACUAUGGGCCAGCUAGUUCGGAAGCUCGUCGAACCUUUUUUGGAAUAUCCAUGGCGUGUGUGGCCUCUUUGUGGUUCUCUGAAAGCUGAUGGUCGCACGCGAAUCUCAACAGAGCAGCGGGAGGAUUGUGCACGGCAAUUGAGGGCUGCUGAGAGUUGCUGUUGCGAUCCCGGGUUCUCUGGUCGGUUGCGGUCACUGACCUGGGAAGAAUUGAUAGAUGAAGAGCAACGUGAGUUUCUUGAGACCAUUUUUUCGAGAGUAGUUUUGACUUCGACGUUCAUCGAACGGAAGUUUGCCAAUUUGAAUAAUUGGAUACCUUCAUCAAUUCAGCUUGUCGCUGCAAAACAUUUCACACGAAGCUUCAGCGAUUCCGUUUCUACCUGGCGUACGAAGAGCGGCUUCAAGCCAGGAAGCAAGAAGCAACGUCCGGCUUGGUGCGGCAAGCUUGGCAAGGUCAGUCGGCAGACCGGAUACAAUAUAUUUCUCCGGGAGCAGAGGCAAGCGAGGAAUAGGCACAUCCAGGGUUCCGAGGCGGCCGAAGGUUUCUUGAAGGAUGGUGCAGCUCGGUGGCGUGCCCUGCCUAAGGAGGCAAAGGAAGCUUUUGGAAGAAAGGCUGUGGCAGAGAACAUUCAGUCCGAUAUGUUGAAGCAAGCACAGGCUGAUGCCGAACCGGAGCCACUGCAGGCAGGAGGACCAUGGGGAUUGUCUUUCAUUCCAGACAAGGAUGGUGGGUCAACUUGGCCAUUGUCUGUUGAUGCGUUGGAAGAAACCCUGUCUGGUCCGAAUGCUUUCGACAAGGCAUGCAAAGCAUGGGCCGAGGCCAAUUCCAUCCCGGAAGAUCCAGAGUAUGAUCUACAUCUUGCAGAAGGCAGCCAUUUGUUUGCGGUGUGCCCACCAGGUGGUUGCACAGCAGCUUUGACAGAUGCCCAGCAUUCAGACUUUCGGACUUUGCACACAGGUUCGACUGUAUUGGUCCGCAGAUACAGCCCGGCCAGAAACCAUUUGUCUGUCAACCCGCUCGUUCUAUUGUGGGAGAGUGAAGCUUGUGGGUCAGUAUUUGCUACAGUACUGGCAUUUCGUACCCAUGUUCCGGACAUGGACAUGAUUUUCUUCGAGCUUUGUGGGGACUGUGGUCCCGGAGAAAACCCCCCGUUUGAUUUGCGCUUCAAAGAACACGCUCUCAGAGCUGGUGCUGCCAAGCAUUGGAAUGACAUGGCAAUCUGUUGUCACCUGGCACGACAGGGUCGAGACUGGCGGCCCAGUCAGCUGCUGUUAGGGGACAUCGGUCGUGAUGCUGGUGUGUUUCAUGUCAUCGACCGGAAAGGCUUCGAUUCGGCUGAUUUGUUGGCAGAAGCGGAACAGCUCAAAGAAGAACAGCGAGCUUUGCGAGCUGUGAAGCUUGCACACGGGUAUGGGAAGAAGGGCAAGCGACGUGGAGGAGGUCGUGCUAGGGGUGGGCGGGUUAGAGGAAGAGGAAGGCGCGGGCGGGAACGAGGCCGAGGAAGAGCUGCACGCAGGGUUGGCAAUAUCGCGGCAGGAGAAGCGGUUGCUGAUGGCGAUGGCAGCGAUGUUGAUGAAGACGAAGAUGAUGUUGGUCAAGAGGAUGUUGGCGAGUUGAGCGAUGAUGCGAUCGCAGAGAUUGAUGCUGAUGCUGAUGAAGACGACACCUGGCAACUCCCACCUGCGGCCGCAGUGCCAGGAUUGGUUCCAGCAGCCGCAGUGCCAGCCUAUGGGGACUACUCUCAGCAAUGCGGAUUGCAUCUUGAGAUUGAAGCGAUGGCUCAUUGCCGGUAUGGAUGA
Symbiodinium sp. CCMP2592 is the source of this 2451-nucleotide messenger RNA. Lineage: Eukaryota; Dinophyceae; Suessiales; Symbiodiniaceae. The record is from the annotation of a GenBank genome assembly.